Molecule: messenger RNA, 1263 nt
Organism: Daucus carota subsp. sativus
Lineage: Eukaryota; Viridiplantae; Streptophyta; Magnoliopsida; Apiales; Apiaceae
Product: GDSL esterase/lipase At1g71250
Exons: 5
Coding region: 37-1170 (377 amino acids)
Biological process (GO): lipid metabolic process
Molecular function (GO): lipase activity
Source: RefSeq, a predicted model, not a curated record
AUCUCAUAACAACUAUUCUUCAUCUUCAAAAAUUAAAUGUCAAGAAGAAACCAGAAGAUGAUGGCGGAUUACGACAGAGUUGUGGGGGUGGCCGUGCUCAUGUUAUUUCUGCAGUUGUCGAUUAGUGUUGAUUUAGUAGGAGCUUCACCACAGGUUUCAGCACUGUUUGUUUUCGGAGAUUCGAUUGUUGAUACUGGCAAUAACAAUUUUCUGAAUUCUAUUGCCAAAGCUAAUUACUGGCCUUAUGGCUGUGAUUCUCCGUCGAAGUUUCCUAAUGGCAGAUUCUGUAAUGGCCAAACAGUCGUCGAUUUCUUGGGAGGCAUGCUGGGAAUCCCAGCACCUCCGCCUUUCGCAGAUCCAGCAACAACGGGUGCCAGACUUAGUGGAGGAGUCAGUUAUGCCUCAGCAGCCGCAGGCAUCCUAGACGACACUGGAAGACACUAUGGCGAUCGCUUCACAUUGAGCCAACAAGUAGUGAAUUUUGAGACGACCCUAGACCAGCUUCGGACUAUGAUGACUCCAGCCAACCUCACUCGAUACCUUGCAAAAUCUGUAGCAAUCAUGGUGUUCGGCAGUAAUGACUACAUCAAUAAUUACCUCAUGCCCUCCCUGUAUCCUUCCAGCUUUCAGUACAGCCCCUCUGACUUUGGCAACCUUCUUCUUAAUCACUAUGCGCGGCAAAUUGUUGCACUUCAGAGUGUAGGGCUACGUAAAUUCUUCCUGGCAGGAGUUCCGCCUCUUGGAUGCAUCCCUAGCCAAUUGGCCACAGGCCGAGCUCCCCCAGGAAGGUGUUUGGAUUAUGUUAAUCAGAUGCUUGGUACGUUUAACGAGGGUCUUCGGUCAUUAGCAGGCUCACUAAACAGAGACCACCCUGGUUCAGUUUUUGUCUAUGGCAACACCUAUGGUGUGGUCGGUGACAUGCUGAAUAAUCCCCCUAGAUUCGGAUUUCGGGUGGUAAAUGCGAGUUGUUGUGGAUCAGGGCGAAAUCAAGGACAGAUAACUUGUAUGCCUAUGGAGGCUCCAUGUUCCAACAGGAACUGGUAUCUGUUUUGGGAUGCCUAUCAUACUACCGAAGCUGCGAAUUAUGUGAUGGCUUUUAGGGCUUAUAGCGGUCCACCAUCAGAUUGCUUUCCUAUAAAUAUCCAGCAAAUGGCUUCAAUAAACCUUUAACUUGUUCUUUCAGCCUGCUACUUCAAAACAUCAGUAUCCAAGUUUUAUCUUGGAUGAAACUGGAAUAUAAAUAAACUUUUGUAUUCGUCUCAA